CGCCGGCAAAUUGUCAACGUUACACGAUCGCACACACCACGAUAUUUCGCCGGAAAGAAUUUAGGUGGUUCGGGCCAUUUUUUCUAUGAUUUGGCUCUGUUAAAUUAUUUAACUAACUACUAGAGUGUUCUAGCGGCGUGCAAGAUGAGUACGAUACUGGAAAAGAUUGCCCAAAUCGAGUCUGAGAUGGCUCGAACCCAGCGGAACAAGGCAACGGCUGGGCAUUUGGGUUUGUUGAAGGCACGGUUGGCCAAGUUGCGCCGUGAACUCAUCACUCCGAAGGGAGGCGGCGGUGCAUCGGAACAGGGUUUCGAAGUUUCCAAAACCGGUGACGCCCGGGUUGGCUUUGUCGGGUUUCCCUCGGUCGGAAAAUCGACUCUCCUGUCCAAUCUGGCAGGUGUGUAUUCUGAGGUAGCCGCAUACGAGUUCACAACGCUGACGACCGUACCGGGCUGUAUCAAGUAUAAGGGCGCUAAGAUACAGCUGCUCGAUCUGCCCGGUAUCAUCGAAGGUGCGAAGGAUGGCAAGGGUCGUGGUCGGCAGGUGAUAGCAGUCGCACGUACCUGCAACCUGAUCUUCAUGGUACUGGACGUACUAAAGCCGCUGACACACAAGAAACUGCUCGAGCACGAGUUGGAAGGAUUUGGUCUGCGAUUGAACAAGCAGCCACCAAACAUUUCCUUCCGCAAGAAGGACAAGGGUGGGGUAAAUUUGAACGCAACCGUCGCCCAAUCGGAGCUGGACCUGGACACGGUAAAGACGAUUCUCGGCGAGUACAAGAUACACAAUGCGGACAUUACGCUCAAGUAUGAUGCCACGGCGGACGAUCUGAUCGAUGUGAUUGAGGGCAACCGGAUUUACAUCCCGUGUAUCUAUCUGCUGAACAAAAUCGAUCAAAUUUCAAUCGAAGAGCUGGAUGUAAUCUAUAAAAUUCCCCAUUGUGUACCGAUUUCCGCCCAUCACCACUGGAACUUUGAUGAUUUGCUUGAAAUGAUGUGGCAAUAUCUGCAGCUGGUGCGAAUCUAUACUAAACCGAAGGGACAGCUGCCGGAUUACAGUUCACCGAUCGUGCUGCACCACGAGCAUACAUCAGUGGAAAGCUUCUGCAACAAGCUGCAUCGAACGAUUGCAAAGGAAUUUAAAUAUGCGCUCGUGUGGGGAUCAUCGGUAAAACAUCAACCGCAAAAGGUGGGCAUCGAUCACAUAUUGAACGAUGAGGAUGUGGUGCAGAUUGUGAAGAAGGUUUAAAUAUGAUCGAACCGUGUGCAAAAAGGCAGAAAACUAUCAAUCAAAGUGUUUUUUUUCCGGUACGGUUCUUUGUCUGUUGAUCGGGUUUAAAAAUGUGCGCCAAUAAUUAUGAAAACUGACCGCUUUAAUGAACGCACACACAAACACA
This is a messenger RNA of Anopheles funestus (African malaria mosquito), 1396 nucleotides long. It is a transcript of the gene 128up, whose product is annotated as GTP-binding protein 128up. The record is from RefSeq and is a predicted model, not a curated record. Gene Ontology annotation, molecular function: GTP binding; GTPase activity. Lineage: Eukaryota; Metazoa; Arthropoda; Insecta; Diptera; Culicidae. Gene Ontology annotation, biological process: cytoplasmic translation. Gene Ontology annotation, cellular component: cytoplasm. The transcript has 4 exons. Bases 145 to 1248 code for a protein of 367 amino acids.